AAAAGUUAAAAAGCAAAAAAAGUUGAAAAGUUGAUUCAUUCUAGUUGGAGCUUUCCGAAACUUUUCCUAGGAGCUUUUUUCUCAUCUCAAAUUAAGUGGACUUUAGGUUGACGUGUAUCCGAAUUCGAUUCCAAUAUUUUAACGAAGGCGACCCUGUUUAAUAAUGCGACUUGGCAAAACCACAAACACCUUGUGAGCAUAAUAGUUCAAAGUAGUUGGUUCAGAGCCCUCACGCAUCUGAUUUUUUCUUACUGACCGAGAAUUUGCCGAACACUCUUUUUUCACCAACAAUCUCCUUUUUCCGCACCUAUACUAUGCGCUGAUAAGAAUUGAAGAUAUUGUUGAUCGGAGAAAUGGGGAGUGAUGGGGAAACCAGUGAUUUCAGUUCGCCGACGUAUGUGGCGGUGGGAAGUAAUGUGAAGGAAGGUAAGUCGCUGUUGACUUGGGCAGUGGAGAAUUUUCAGGGGAGAGAUAUUUGCCUCGUCCAUGUUCAUCAGCCCGCGAAUUUUGUCUCACUCUUGAGUGGAAAGCUGUCGACGAGCAAACUUAAAACUCAGGUAAUUAAGGGUUGCCAGGAGCUUGAACGCUCGAAGAUGCAAAAGCUUAUGAACCAGUACCUUCUCUUCGUAUCACAAAUGGGGAAACAGGCAGAUAAAGUUUGCAUAGAAAUGAAAAAUAUUGAGAAAGGGAUUCUACAGCUUAUCAUUCAACAUGGAAUAAGACGACUCGUCAUGGGAGCAGCAGUAGGGACAUUCAACGGAAAGAAAUUGUCAGAGACCAAUUCCAGUAAAGCUAUGGUUGUCUACCAGCAGGCUCCCCUAUCGUGCCAUAUUUGGUUUAUUUCCAAAGGUUGCCUCAUAUAUGAAAGGCCUGUGCGCUUUGAUUCUCAUUCAACCACAGCUGUGGCGCUCUUGCCUUCAACAAAUAGUGGUGGAACAACAUUAACACAUGAUCCCAAGGAAAGCAUGGAUGUCUAUACUGAAAAUAUUCAGCAUUUUGAACACCCAACUAGUUCAACAGAUAAGGUUGUUCGAGAAAUGAAUCCGAUUGUUCGAUCAAUGAGCCAGACAAGUGGUGAUGAUUCACCUUUAGAUCUGAACAUGGAGUACCUAGAGCAUUUAUCAUAUUCGUCGUCUAAUACUUCACCGGAUCUUUUCCGAAGAAAAGAAAUUGGUGACCCAAGCAAUAAACUAGAGGGAACCAUGAUGGAUCACGAGAACUCUAAACGGAGAGCAUUUGAAAACUCAUUGAAGCAGUGGAGAGCUGAAGUAGAUGAAUUGGAGGCUGUGUAUGAGGCUGAAACAGAAGUAAGUCUUUCCAAGGACGAGAUUAACAGAUGUGAAGAAGUCGAUGAACUAUUACUGAUACAGAGACAAGAAAUUGAAGCAAUAAAAGAUCAGAUUGCUCAACUUCUAAAAGACCUUCAGCUGAUCCAGGACCAGAAGCCUGCGCUGGAAAGCCAACUAAGAGAGUCCAACUGCUCGGAGAAAGAGCUAGAGGACAAGAUACUUCAAGCAGUGAAUCUCUUGGUAACAUUUAAGGGAACACGGGAUAAACUGCAGAUAGAGUAUGAUUCUGCUGUUAGAAAAGUUAACAGAUAUAGGGCAUUACAAUCAGAUGAUCAUUCAGGAAUAUCCGACACACAAAAUUUUGCAAUCUCUUUCUUCGACAUCAGUGAGGCUACUCAAAAUUUUGCACCAUCUCAGAAAAUUGGAGAAGGAAGACACGGGAGUGUUUUCAAGGGAAUGCUUUGGCAUAAUAAGGUAGCUAUAAAGAUGCUGCCGUCUUCUGGUUCUCAGAGUGAUUCAGAGUUCAAGAAUGAGAUGGAAGUUUUGUGUAGAGUGAGACAUCCAAAUCUUGUUACACUAAUUGGUGCCUGUCCAGAGUCUCGGUCACUCGUAUAUGAGUACAUUGGAAACGGCAGCCUUGAAGAUUACCUUUCCAGCCCAUCCAAGACUUGUUCUCUUUCAUGGCAAACUCGGAUAAGAAUUGCUAUUGAUAUAUGCUCUGCUCUUCUGUUCUUGCAUGCCAACUAUACUUGUAGUGUGCAUGGAAACUUGAAACCAUCUAAUGUUCUACUCGAUGCAAAUUUCGUUACCAAAAUAAGCGACUUUGGCAUCUUUAAUUUGAUAUCCGAUAAUGAAAAUCCUUUUCGUUCGAACACAUUAUGCAAUAAGAAUGAUCCAGAAACGCUAGCUUACAUGGAUCCUGAAUCUUUCGAGUAUGGAGAGAUUACCGCUGAAUCUGACGUCUACUCAUUUGGAGUUUUAAUGCUAAGACUCUUAACUGCAAAACCAGCUACAGAUCUAGUGAGAGAAGUGAAAUGUGCUCUAGAAAGAGGAAACCUGGAAACUAUCUUGGACAAGUCAGCUGGAGACUGGCCACUUGGGCCCGCGAAGCAGUUCGCUGAUGUGGCUUUGAUGUGCUGUCGAAAGAAUAGCCUUGAUCGACCGGAUCUUGAAUCAGAAGUCUGGACAGUACUCGAGCCUAUGGCAGAGCUGUGCUCUUCCUCGUCAAGCGUGGAUUCAACGACUCAGCAUAACGUGCCUUCGUAUUUUCUCUGCCCUAUUUUCCAGGAAAUUAUGAAAGAUCCGCAUGUAGCAGCAGAUGGUUUCACAUACGAAGAAGAUGCUAUAAAAGGAUGGUUUAAUAGUGGCCACAAGACUUCCCCAAUGACAAAUCUCAAGCUUGAGAACUGUGACCUCCUUCCUAACUAUGCCCUUUAUUAUGCAAUUCAGGAGUGGCACCAAAAUGCAUGAACUUCUCUUCUUACUUUACAUACAAAUAUUUAUGUGUAUAAUCCUGCUUUUGCAUUAUAUAUAUAUAUAUAUA
Molecule: messenger RNA, 2832 nt
Organism: Erythranthe guttata (spotted monkey flower)
Lineage: Eukaryota; Viridiplantae; Streptophyta; Magnoliopsida; Lamiales; Phrymaceae
Product: U-box domain-containing protein 32
Biological process (GO): protein ubiquitination; protein phosphorylation
Molecular function (GO): ATP binding; ubiquitin-protein transferase activity; protein kinase activity
Source: RefSeq, a predicted model, not a curated record